GAAAGCAUCAAACGGCGAUCAACGUUUGGACAUUGAGACUGUGCAUCAUCAACGACAUGAGCCUGAGAACUUCCCUGCUAUUGGCGUGCCUGGUGGCCGUGGCCUGUGCCUCAAAGGAUCAGCUGAAGCCAACCAACUGGUUGAGCACCAGUGAGCUGGAGAAUGUGCCAUCGCUGAACGAUGUUUCGUUUGAGCGUCUGGAGAAUAUGCCACUGCAGAAGGGUGCCCAAUUGAUUGAGAAGCUUUAUCACAUUUCGCAAAUCAAGAACGAUCUGACACCGAACUUUGUGCCCAGUGCCAGCAACAUUCCAGUGUGGAUUGUCAAGUCCAAUGGCGAUCGUGUCGAGGCCAAACUGAGCAACUACGUCCAGAAGGCAACAGCCCAGAGCAAUUUCGCCGAGGAUGAGGUGACCAUUGUGCUCACCGGUCUGCCCCAGAACACCGAGACCACCAAGAAGGCGAUGCGUCAACUGGAACAAUCGUACUUGCAGCGUUACAAUGUGCAGAGUCAGCAGAAGAACGCACAGAUCGCCCGUCAGCAGAGGAACAAGGAUUACGAUGCCACCUCCAGCGAGGAGACUGGCGAGGAAUGGAAAUCGGCCAAGUCCACUGCCGGCAAUUUGAUCAUCAUUGACUUGGGCGCCACUUUGACGAACUUCAAGCGUUAUGCCAUGCUCGAUGUUGCUGGCACCGGUGCCAUGAUCGGACACACACUCGUCGAACUGUGCAACAAGGGUGUGCCCCGCGAGAUUAUCCAUUUGAUCGGUCAGGGUAUCGCUGCCCAUGUUGCUGGCGCCGCUGGCCAAGAGUUCACCGUGCACACCGGCAACAAGCUGCGUCGCAUCACCGGUCUGGACCCCGCCAAGCUCUUGGCCAAGCGUCGCGAUAGCCUCGUUGGUCUCUCCCGCGGCGAUGCCGAUUUCGUUGAUGCCAUCCACACAUCCAGCUUGGCCAUGGGCACACCCCAGCGUUGCGGUGAUGUUGAUUUCUAUCCCAAUGGUGUCAGCCAGACGGUGCCCGGUGCCCAGAAUGUGAUCGAGGCUGCUGUCCGUGCCACACGCUACUUUGCCGAGUCCGUGCGUCCAGGUGGUGAGCGCAAUUUCCCCGCUGUCGUUGCCAACUCCCUGAAGCAGUACAAGGAGAACAACGGCUUUGGCAUGCGCGCCUACAUGGGCAUCAAUGCUGAUUUCGAUCUCCAGGGCGAUUACAUUCUUGAGGUCAACGAGAGGAGUCCCUUCGGCAAGCGUGCUGCUGCCCAGAAGCAGAUCAACUACCACAGCUCGCACCAGCAGAACUAAGUCAACCAACGCAUAUUAAUCCCGAUACAACAACAAAGCAAAAAAACAAAAUAACUCAAAUUUAAACUAUGUAAAAUUAGAAAAAGAAGAUAAAAAAUAAAGAAGCAUUUAGUAAACAAUUUA
Messenger RNA from Drosophila albomicans, 1421 nucleotides. It is a transcript of the gene Yp3, whose product is annotated as vitellogenin-3. Gene Ontology annotation, molecular function: lipase activity. The coding region runs from base 57 to 1298 and encodes 413 amino acids. NCBI's taxonomy places the organism in Eukaryota, Metazoa, Arthropoda, Insecta, Diptera, Drosophilidae. The record is from RefSeq and is a predicted model, not a curated record. The transcript has 3 exons.